Messenger RNA from Tupaia belangeri chinensis (Chinese tree shrew), 3535 nucleotides. It is a transcript of the gene RCC2, whose product is annotated as regulator of chromosome condensation 2. Lineage: Eukaryota; Metazoa; Chordata; Mammalia; Scandentia; Tupaiidae. Gene Ontology annotation, biological process: negative regulation of GTPase activity. Gene Ontology annotation, cellular component: membrane. The record is from RefSeq and is a predicted model, not a curated record. Gene Ontology annotation, molecular function: small GTPase binding.
AAACUUGAAGGGUCUAAGUGCAAAGGGCAGCUUUUGAUAUUUGGGGCAACCAACUGGGACUUGAUUGGUCGAAAAGAAGUGCCUAAACAACAAGCUGCUUACCGCAAUCUCGGUCAGAACUUGUGGGGGCCCCACAGAUAUGGGUGCCUCUCUGGGGUCCGGGUGCGGACGGUGGUUUCGGGUUCGUGUGCGGCCCACAGCCUCCUCAUCACCACGGAAGGCAAGCUGUGGAGCUGGGGUCGGAAUGAGAAGGGGCAGCUGGGACAUGGCGAUACCAAGAGAGUUGAAGCCCCCAAACUCAUCGAGGGUCUCAGCCACGAGGCGAUCGUAUCUGCAGCCUGUGGGCGGAACCACACCCUGGCCUUGACGGAAACGGGCUCUGUGUUUGCCUUUGGAGAGAACAAGAUGGGGCAGCUGGGCCUUGGCAACCAGACAGACGCGGUCCCCAGCCCUGCACAGAUAAUGUACAACGGCCAGCCAAUUACCAAAAUGGCCUGCGGGGCUGAAUUCAGUAUGAUAAUGGACUGCAAAGGAAACCUCUAUUCCUUUGGGUGCCCUGAAUACGGCCAGCUGGGACAUAACUCGGAUGGGAAGUUCAUCGCCCGGGCGCAGCGGAUAGAGUAUGACUGUGAGCUGGUGCCCCGGCGAGUGGCCAUCUUCAUUGAGAAGACGAAAGACGGGCAGAUUUUGCCGGUACCCAACGUGGUGGUGCGAGACGUGGCCUGUGGCGCUAACCACACGCUGGUGCUGGACUCCCAGAAGCGAGUCUUCUCCUGGGGCUUCGGUGGCUAUGGCCGACUAGGCCACGCAGAACAGAAGGACGAGAUGGUCCCCCGUCUGGUGAAGCUCUUUGACUUCCCUGGGCGUGGGGCCUCCCAGAUCUAUGCCGGUUACACCUGCUCCUUUGCCGUCAGUGAAGUGGGUGGUCUGUUCUUCUGGGGGGCCACCAACACCUCCCGUGAAUCUACCAUGUACCCCAAGGCAGUGCAGGACCUGUGUGGCUGGAGGAUCCGGAGCCUGGCCUGUGGGAAGAGCAGCAUCAUUGUGGCCGCGGACGAGAGCACAAUCAGCUGGGGCCCGUCACCGACCUUCGGGGAGCUGGGCUACGGGGACCAUAAGCCCAAGUCCUCCACUGCAGCCCAGGAGGUGAAGACUCUGGACGGCAUCUUCUCAGAGCAGGUCGCCAUGGGCUACUCGCACUCCUUGGUGAUAGCGAGAGAUGAAAGCGAGACUGAGAAAGAGAAGAUCAAGAAACUGCCAGAGUACAACCCCCGGACCCUCUGAUGGCCCCGGACACCCUCCACUCCACACCUCGCGCGGCAGCUGUCAUUUCCACAUGCACUGGGACGGGAAGUCAAAUGAGGAAUUGAAAAAAGCAAAAAGUUGACCGAAGGUGCAUUUUGUUCGACUCCCAGAGGUUCCGUUUUAUAAGUGAUUCAACGUUAACUACCUUUUUCUGUAUACUUUCCAAAGUUUUUUUUUUUCUUUUAAUGAUUAAAAUAUUUGCUCAUAGUUGAUUUACCAUUCCUACAAAAGAAGCAAAAACUUUGAGCAAUCUAGGUAUUUUUUAAGUUGUUUUUCUUUUUCCCUCUUCUGAGUACACUUCCCAAAACAUCCCUUUGCGAUUGUAAUCAGCAUUGUGACCCAAGUGGGUGCUCUUCGGAGAGGAGUCACCAAUUACUCAGAAAUGCUGUCCCUUAGAGGAACCGCAAGCAUCUGGGCGAAGACGUCCCUGGUGGCUGUUUUCCGUCACAAUCACGCUCGCGAGCUUUGGAAGCCCCCGGGCGCUGCUUCCCGCGUUUCUCAAAGGCGUCCGAGGCCAGCUUUGGUUCUGUUCUCCGCUUGGCUGCUUGUAAGCCCCCCAGCCUUCGGGCUGUGACAUUAAUAGAAGCUCCUGUUUCCCCCCUGGUGGGGGACUUGGGGUCUGUGUUUUAGCCAUUUAUAUCUACUUUAGCUGUAAAAGAAGUAAGUCCAAAUGAAAAUCAGGUGAUCGUGGACCCAUGGGGACUCGGGGGUGGGCAGAGUGGGGACGUUUGUAUCUGUCGAAAGACCCAGCUUUAUGGCUCCCUGAGGAGUCAGGGUCCUGUUGUCAGUCCUCGCCAGUUAGGUUGUCCGGCCAGCAGCGACACGUGCACUCCGUAGGGAGAAGGCUUGGCCCUGGUGUGCAGCCUUCGCCGCCCUCGCGCUCGGUCUGUCUCUCCCCGCCGGAUCCUGCCGAGGGCGGCUGGUCCUGUUUCUGGGACUCGGCGGUUUCCCAGCUCUCUAGUUGCAUUUGCUCGGCUCUGGUACCAAAUAGUUGGGAUUCCUAAAGCAGCCCCCUUCCCCGUGUCAGCGCAGACACUGUGACUGCCACCCGCUUGCUGUCAAGUGCCCUCCGCCCACGCUUGUCACCAGUGUCGCACUGUGUGAGUUCCGAGGUGCCUUUCCCGGAACCCUCCUCUCACCUGGGCCCAAGAGAGGCCCCAGCCCUGGCUGGGCUCUUGGUUUCCAGAGGGUCUGGACUGGUUUGGGUGCUUUAAAUAGGUUUUUAGUUCCGUGGUGCUUAUGGGGGAGGGGAAUAGAACUUAAGUGUGAGACUUUUGUGGAUGGGAAAGUUAUUUUUUUUUUUUUUUUUUUUUUUUUUUGCUUUUGCUGUUGUUAUCAUUUGUCAUUGUCUCGAUGUUAAAAUGCCAAAAAUGAUCUAGUCGUGUUGCUUUUUUCUUCAUCUUCCUGCCCAGUCACUGCCUACAGUGACUUCUGCCCUCGCAGGGCAUGUAACUGUGUCUGUCCCAGCGAGUCCCAGGCCUUGUGGGAGACUGACCUGCGUCUUCCUGAGGCUCAGUCUGAUUUCAUGCUGGUCCCUGCUGUCCUGUGUCCAAUCAGUAGUCCAGGGAAGAAGCUUCUGCUAAACUACCCUGAUUUGUCCAAAUCGCUCAAACCACCACCUCUGGCUCCAGCUUCCGUGUGUCGAACCUAAUCAGCUUCCUUGGACAGGUCUCUUUCCUGCACUGUGGCUCAGACAUCUGUGCUCCUUGAACCCUGGAGGUCUCCCUGGAGUUCUGUGCUCAACCAGAGUGUUGAGAAAACAGUGUCCUGGGUCCUGAGCUUUUGCAGGGGCUGCCUUGGCUGAGGUGGGCUUAAAUCUUCUGGUGGACUAACUCCAUGCUGGCAGUAAGCUACUCGUGACCCCUGCCUGGGACUGGAGUAGGAAAGGACCUUGGAGUCAGGCUGCUGGCGCCAUGUCCUCCCCGCAGCCACUCCCUAUGGUGGAGAAUCUUCAAUGAACUUCCCUAGGACAAGGAUUGGUGGGGAGGGAUUCUGCACUUACAGAAAGGGCACAGCGGCCCUGGCUGGGAAUGGCUCCUGCCAGCCCUGCAGGUAUCUGACAGUCUCCCAGUCCAGCAAGGGGGUUUAAACCCAGAGGCUUAGAGUGAAAGGGAAUCAAAGAGGUUGUGAUUUGGUCGAAGGUGCCUGGUUUAGUGCUGUAAUUGUCUUAUUUUUUUUUAUAUAUAUAUUUCUUGGAGUAAACAUUUUAAAUAAACGACAUCAUUGUUUA